UGUACCGCAGAGGAUUUCAGACCGGACUUUGACGGUAAACCACAUUCGCAGUGGAACGUCGGUGUUGCGAUAGUUUUCACACGGAGCUUCGUGAGGGCUUAUCCAACAUUCCUGGAGACCUUCGAAUAUGAAGAAAUCGGCGAGCAAUGGAUCACGCACUUUACGUACCUGAGACGUUGUUAUUUGCAACGGCAGAAAGGGGACGACGAAAUCUCGAGGAUACGACAGACAGCGCGUCGCAAAGCGCGCAGAGAAGCUGUGAGUGUAUGA
Messenger RNA from Fomitopsis serialis, 270 nucleotides. RefSeq lists its product as uncharacterized. The annotation marks the transcript as partial. The transcript has a single exon. The record is from RefSeq and is a predicted model, not a curated record. Lineage: Eukaryota; Fungi; Basidiomycota; Agaricomycetes; Polyporales; Fomitopsidaceae.